GAGCCCUGAAGUCCAUCAUGAAGAAGCGGGAUGGUGCCCCCAGGAGCGAGGCCAAAGGCAGCAAGAAGAGCCUGCAGUUUGUGGGCGUGCUGAACGGGGAGUAUUAGAGCACAUCCAGUGAGGAGGAGGAGGAGGGAGACAGCUCCUCUGAGAAGGCUUCAGCUGACAGCUCCGACAGUGAUGAGCAAGAGGACACUGAAAGCUCAGAGGAAGAAGCUGGGGAAGGGGAGUGUGAGCCAGGACAGGAGCACGAGGGGGACAGUGUGACCCCGCUGGAGCCCACUGAGGUGAAGGAGAAGUUUGAGCUGAGCCCCAGGAUGCGGGAGGCCUGCCUCAUCGUCAAGACCCACCUGGGCCACCCCGGGGCCACCAAGAGCAAAGAGGUGCUUGCCAGCAGCAGCCUGGUCCUGCAGGUGCAGAAGUCCUCUGUGCCCGACAUGGUGGCCAACCACCUCCUGGCCUUUGCUGAGGUGUCACCAGCUCUCCUGGCCCACGUGGUGAACCUGGCAGAUGGGAAUGGCAACACAGCCCUGCACUACAGCGUCUCCCACUCCAACUUCCACAUCGUGCAGCUGCUGCUGGACACAGGGGUCUGUAACGUGGACCACCAGAACAAAGCUGGCUACACAGCCCUCAUGCUGGCAGCACUGGCGGCCGUCGAGCAGGAAGAUGACAUGAACAUGGUCAGGAGGCUCUUCAGCAUGGGCAACGUCAACGCCAAGGCCAGCCAGGCCGGGCAGACAGCGCUGAUGCUGGCUGUGAGCCAUGGCCGGCAGGAGAUGGUGGAGGCUCUGCUUGCCUGUGGAGCUGAUGUGAACCUGCAGGACGAGGAGGGCUCCACGGCGCUCAUGUGUGCCUGUGAGCACGGGCGUGUGGAGACCGUGAAGCUGCUGCUGGCUCAGCCCACCUGCAACGUCUCCAUCGUGGACAGUGAUGGGAACAACGCCGUUGCCAUCGCGCUGGAGGCUGGUCACAGCAACAUCGCUGUGCUCCUCUAUGCCCAUCUCAACCUCCUGGCAGCUCUGGGGAAGAGUAGAGCUGGUGACAAGGAGCAGAGCUCCUGGACCCUGCUGUGCUACACGGUGCCAGGGGGAAGACACAAACCCACUGGACCAAGCAGGAUCCUAGCACCAGAUGUAGCCCUUUACUACCCUUGGUUCUCCCUGGCGCUCCGCUAUUAA
Messenger RNA from Nestor notabilis (Kea), 1181 nucleotides. RefSeq names its product KN motif and ankyrin repeat domain-containing protein 1-like. The record is from RefSeq and is a predicted model, not a curated record. Lineage: Eukaryota; Metazoa; Chordata; Aves; Psittaciformes; Psittacidae. Gene Ontology annotation, molecular function: protein binding. Gene Ontology annotation, biological process: negative regulation of actin filament polymerization. Gene Ontology annotation, cellular component: cytoplasm; cytoskeleton.